Messenger RNA from Marmota monax (woodchuck), 2453 nucleotides. RefSeq names its product VRK serine/threonine kinase 3 (gene Vrk3). Gene Ontology annotation, cellular component: nucleus; cytoplasm. The coding region runs from base 143 to 1519 and encodes 458 amino acids. The transcript is spliced from 13 exons. Lineage: Eukaryota; Metazoa; Chordata; Mammalia; Rodentia; Sciuridae. Gene Ontology annotation, molecular function: ATP binding; protein serine/threonine kinase activity. The record is from RefSeq and is a predicted model, not a curated record. Gene Ontology annotation, biological process: peptidyl-serine phosphorylation; signal transduction.
GCGAAGGCACCUGGGAAAUGGAGUUCCCAGGUAGACAGCCCGGGGGUAGUUUGGAGGUCGCUGCGCUUGCUCGGGAGCCCGGCCUCCAGGAAGAGGAUGCGUGCGCAGCGUCUCCGGCGCCAGAGGAAGUUUCCUUGGGGCAAUGAGAAGCAUGAUCUCCUUCUGUCCACACUGUGGCCGAAAUAUUGAAGCAGCUUUCAAAUUCUGCCCCUACUGUGGAAAACCUUUGCCUACUGAGGAGCAUGCAGCAUCCCAGACCUCUGCCAAGCCACUUGAGUUGUCCUUCCGAGGCUCAAGGAGAGAACUGAGUUCCAGUUCUGAAAUUCCUCCCAAGAAAGUAAAGUGGUCAAGCACUGCCACCUCUCCCAAAUCAUCCGUUCUCGUGGAUGGUGACAACACUGAGUCUGAAGAUACCUUGAAUUCCCCUGAGAGACCCAAAGACCAUCCUCUUGCAGGGGCCUGCAGAAGACUCCCGACCCCCAAAAGCAGCCCACAGUCUACCAGGCAAAGCCCUCAGACCCUGAGGCGAAGCCGGGUGACCACCUCACUUGAGGCUUUGCCCCCGGGGACAGAGCUGACGGACAAGAAUGGGCAGCACUGGAAGCUGGGGACCCUCCAGACGAGGAAUGACCAGGGCAUUCUCUAUGAAGCUGAGCCUACCUCUGCCCUUGCCUGUGGGUCAAAGCCCUGUAAAAACAGAUUCUCACUCAAACUGGAUGCCAAGGAUGGGCGCCUGUUCAAUGAGCAGAACUUCUUCCAACGGGCCGCCAAGCCUCUGCAAGUGAACAAGUGGAAGAAGCUGCACUCAGCGCCCCUCCUGGCUAUCCCGACCUGUGUUGGUUUUGGCGUUCACCAGGACAAGUACAGGUUCUUGGUGUUCCCCAGACUGGGAAGGAGCCUUCAGUCAGCCCUGGAUGAGAACCCGAAGCAUGUGAUUUCAGAGAAGUGUGUGCUCCAGGUGGCCUGCCGGCUGCUGGAUGCACUGGAGUUUCUCCAUGAAAAUGAGUAUGUUCAUGGAAAUCUGACUGCCGAGAAUAUCUUUGUGAAUCCAGAAGAUCUAAGCCAGGUGACUCUGGUGGGCUACGGCUUUGCCUUCCGCUACUGCCCAAGUGGCAAACAUGUGGCCUACUCAGAAGGCAGCAGGAGCCCACAUGAUGGGGACCUUGAGUUCAUCAGCGUGGACCUACAUAAGGGAUGCGGGCCCUCCCGCCGCAGUGACCUCCAGUCCCUGGGGUACUGUAUGCUGAAGUGGCUCUACGGACUCCUGCCAUGGACAAACUGCCUUCCCAACACCGAGGCUAUCAUGAAGCAGAAACAGAAGUAUCUUGACCACCCAGAGCUCCUCAUGGGACUGCAGCAUUCCUGGAUCAAGCCCUCAGGCUCAUAUCAUGACCAAGCUUCUCAAGCUGCACUUCCGUCCAGUUCACCCUCCAUAGAAGGUGAGCCUGUGGUUAGUGAAUUGCCACUGGGAGAUUUUAUACAAUCAACCAGAAGGCGGGGCUGGGGCAGGAUCACCUGAGACAGGGUCAUCCUUCAGGAGUUGGGCGCACCAGCCUGAGGACCUCCAACAGAAAAAUGUGCCCUCUCUGAGCUUCAGCUUCCCAGUGUGUAAAAUGGAGCCAACAGAGCACCCACCUCUAGGUGGCUAGGCAUAGUCAAUGCAGAGCCCUCUACACAGAACUGUACUCCAGCAGCUGCCUCAGCCCCUCAUUAGUGCAGUGUAGAUCCUGGCUAGAGGAAGACACUGCCAAGUAGGGACUGUUGUCACCACUGUUACUACCAUCUUAAUGCUAAUUUUUUUUAAAGUACAAUCCUGGUUUUGUGCUUCUUUCUGGGGAAAUAAAGAGAGAGCCUUUCUCUUUUAAAGUAGGUGUUAAUAAAUCAUGUUGCUUGUGCUGCCAGUGAAUUAAGAAUUGCUUUGCAUUUGUACAUGGUUGAAAAACGGAAAGAAGAGCAUUUCAUGGCCCUACAGUUCAAGCUGCAGCAACCAUGAAUGCAGCAAGCCGUGCUCAUGUUUCCUUUAGGUCUGUGGCUGUUCUUGGGCCACAGCAGAGUCACAGACCAAAACAUUCACUGUCUGGCAUUUUGCAGGAAGAGUUGCCCCCAGUUUAGAAAUAUGCACUAAAUAUUUGUAUCAGGUAAAAUGGCAUUGUUAGCAAGGAUUCUCUUUAAAACAAAACAGAAUGGAGAAGGGGUUGGGGGUUUUGGUGACAUGAGGCUGGUUGAUAGGUACUAGAGUGGCCAUGGUGUCCUCUACUGGUGCCUGCCUUGGCCAUUAUUUCUGCACUGAAAAAAUGUAAGUGCCUCUGGCAGUGCCAGAACAAAGGAAGGAUGAACAGAUGGGCAUGUCGGUGACAUCCCAGGGACCCUGUGGUAUCCCUGCUUUUCUGCCUCUGGGCACAGCCACAGGCCCUGGGUUGGGGACGCCUCUCAGGCCUCUCCUGUGCUGGGGG